Molecule: messenger RNA, 1116 nt
Organism: Monosiga brevicollis MX1
Lineage: Eukaryota; Choanoflagellata; Craspedida; Salpingoecidae
Exons: 1
Coding region: 1-1116 (371 amino acids)
Source: RefSeq, a predicted model, not a curated record
AUGCGGUCGGUCAAGGGGGGCGGGGGACUGCUUGGGGCGCAGGUGGUGGCUGGCUCGGUGGUGGUGGUGGUGCUGUUGAUGUGGGUGAAUGGUUUGUUUCACCAACGGGUUGAGAUGAGUCCAUAUCUGGCCGAGUUGGCCCGCAAUGGAUCGCAACCGCGCGUGGAUGUCUUUGUCGUGCUCUACAAGCCAAGCUGCAUCAAUCGUGCAGCCAUUCAGGCGCUAGCUCAGCAUACGGCACGUCGCAUCUUUGUGGUGACACCUGAACGAUAUUGUCGCAUCGUUGAAACCUUUGAUCCUGCUGUUCGCUGCAUGGACGAGACCAAGGUCGUGCCGGGCCUCACCGUACCGGCGCUGGCCGCCAUCAUGGAGGAGCUGGGGCUCGGGCAGGCCCGAGCUGGCUGGUACUUUCAACAGUUUAUGAAGUUGCUUGCCUGGCGCAAUGUCCCCGACGUGACCCCUCUCUUCUUGGUGUGGGACAGCGACAUGAUCAUGCUUCCCCAGUACCGAUCCUUGGACCUUAAGGGCCGCCUUCGCCUGAUGCGCGACGACACCCCGCCCGUCAUGGCUCAUGAUUGGUACCGCAACAUGACCGGAUGGCCCUUGUAUGACAGUCACCACGACUUUGUGGCUCACCAGAUGCCCGUCUACAAGCCAUUCAUGCUCGAGGUUCUCAAAGCCUUACAACUCGAGGACCCCCUCCACGCCUCCCCUCCCACAGUCCUCGCUUGGGUUCGCCGUAACAUGCAGGCCGUUCAGCAACGCUUCGUCGCCACGGGCCUCUCCGAGUACAUGGUCUACUGCUGGCACCUCAUCAUGCAUCAUCCAGAACAGACGGCACUUGUCGAGGGCGUGCAUUUUGAGCGUGACUACUCCCUACACCCGCUGACCCAGGCCGCACGCCUCCUUGAUGGCAAUUGCUGUCCUCGCGAAGCCAUCCUACACGCCUAUCUCCAGCAGGUGGCCAAGCAGCCCGGCCUCGAGUAUGCCGGCUACGAGCUCGGUCAUGGGCUUGGACAGUGCAACUUCAAGGCCGCUCCUUUUGCUGACAUGUACUUUCAUCCCUCCGAAAUGGCCCAGUACCAGGCUUUGCUACCCCCGUUAGCUGCCACUUAA